Messenger RNA from Phycodurus eques (leafy seadragon), 3194 nucleotides. RefSeq names its product solute carrier family 26 member 11 (gene slc26a11). Gene Ontology annotation, biological process: transmembrane transport. Gene Ontology annotation, cellular component: membrane. Bases 351 to 2081 code for a protein of 576 amino acids. Lineage: Eukaryota; Metazoa; Chordata; Actinopteri; Syngnathiformes; Syngnathidae. The record is from RefSeq and is a predicted model, not a curated record. Gene Ontology annotation, molecular function: secondary active sulfate transmembrane transporter activity. The transcript has 15 exons.
CUUGUCACGUGACCGUGGCCACGUGACGUUUGACAACAGGAAGGUCGCUCAGCUCCGGCUGCUUUGUUUGAGAACUUCUCUUUUCGAGCGCACAGCGGCAGAUCAGGACCGGGGGGAAAUCUCAGUCGUAACGAGGAACCCAAGUAUUGGUUCACUGUGGCGAAAUCAGGAGCAAAGUGAGAAGAACAGAAUGAGUGCUCAUUAUGUUGCCAAAGAGGACCCAAUUAAGCAAGUUAGAGGAAGAAAGCGCCAGUUCAAUACCAACAUGAGAGACACAUAAUCAAAAGGAGGAAUUCAUCUUGCAGCGUUGUCCUCCUACAAACUCACGCACACUCAACCCUUUCCGCACCAUGGACCAACCACUGCUGCAAAGAGAUUCGGGCCCAGGCUGCUGCUCCUGUAGAAUGCUAAAGGCUUGGCUGCCCAUACUCUCCUGGCUACCCAAAUACACGCUUAAAUGGCUUCAGAUGGAUCUUCUUGCUGGCCUCACUGUCGGGCUGACAACCGUCCCGCAAGCCUUGGCCUAUGCAGAAGUAGCAGGCCUUCCUGUGCAGUACGGGCUCUACUCUGCCUUCAUGGGAGGCUUCAUCUACACCCUCCUCGGGACAUCCAAGGACGUGACGCUUGGUCCCACGGCCAUCAUGUCCUUACUUUGCUUCUCGCUGGUGGGGGGCGAGCCCCACAGAGCUGUGCUGCUCAGCCUUCUCUGUGGACUCAUCCAGGCUGCACUGGCAUUACUGAGAUUAGGCUUCCUCUUGGACUUCAUCUCAUUCCCUGUGAUAAAAGGCUUCACUUGUGCCGCAGCAAUCACAAUUGGCUUUGGUCAGGUGAAGAAUAUCCUGGGACUCCAAGAUAUUCCCCAUGAGUUCUUCCCACAGGUUUACUACACAUUCUACAAGAUCCCUGAGGCCCAAAUAGGCGAUGUGGUCCUUGGUCUGCUCUGUGUAGCGUUGCUGGUGAUGUUGAUGUCAAUGAAGACAAGUCUGGGAUCUGGCGAUGACGCUCCCACGUUCUCCAGGGUCGCCAGAAGAUUUGUGUGGGCUGUUGCUACCAUGCGUAACGCCCUCAUUGUCGUGGCCGCAUCUUUUUGCGCCUUUUCAUGGGAAGCUUACGGCCGUCAUGUGUUCACGAUCACUGGGGAAACCUCCCAGGGGCUCCCACCCUUCAGGCCGCCGCCAACCUCGGACACCACCGCCAAUGGCACUGUGGUAACGUUUGGAGAGAUUGUAGAGGACUUUGGGGGAGGUCUCGCUGUGAUUCCUUUCAUGGGACUGCUGGAGAGCAUUGCGAUUGCAAAAGCAUUCGCCAGGCAGAACAACUACAGAAUAGAUGCCAACCAGGAACUGUUGGCAAUUGGUGUGACCAACAUCCUGGGCUCCUUUGUCUCAGCUUACCCUGUCACUGGCAGCUUUGGAAGGACUGCAGUAAAUUCUCAGACUGGGGUUUGUACUCCAGCUGGAGGGAUUGUCACUAGUGUGAUAGUGUUGCUCUCUUUGGCGUUCCUCAUGCCGGCCUUCUACUACAUCCCGAAAGCUUCUCUAGCCGCUGUUAUCAUCUGUGCGGUCGCUCCUAUGGUUGACUAUCAAGUGGUGGCUAAGAUGUGGCAGAUACACAAGCUUGACCUCCUUCCCUUUACUGUGACAUUCCUGAUGAGUUUCUGGCAGGUGCAGUAUGGAAUCAUAGGAGGUGUUGCUCUAUCUGGAGCCUUACUGAUGUACACCAUGGCUAGACCUCAGAUAAAGAUGUCCCAUCAAGGUGUACUGCUAAUUCAGUUGGCAAGUGGGCUCAGCUUUCCUGCUGCAGAACAUCUGAGCCAUAUCAUACACACUCAAGCGCUACAGGAGUCUCCUCCACAUUCAGUAGUAUUGGAUUGCCAUCAUGUCAGUGUCAUAGAUUACACUGUGAUUCAUGAGCUGAGUGACCUGCUGAGGCAAUUCAAACGUCAAGAUGUGUGUCUGAUCCUUUCCGGAUUGCAGCCAAACGUCCUGGAAAUUCUUUUAGCCGCAGAUCUGGAGGGCCUCAGAUAUGCUGAUGGCGUUGAGACGGCACUGCAAAUGGGAUCAGGCAACCUCAAUUUAUGAUGAAGGAAGUUCCCAGCCACCGUCCGAGGAAGAGAUGUUUGCUGAUGCUCGCCAAACUAUAUGGGUGUCACAAAUUUGUGUUUAAAGGUGCUACACUACCGAGACAGACAUCAAUCCUUUUCUAUCCCUUACUGUUCCAUUGAAAACUUGGAAAUCAGUGAGGAUUCUAUGUGACUGUGGUGACCUGAAACCAAAUACCGUAUCUAAUUGCUUGUUUAUAACCGUUUGUUUUAAGUUUUGUUGUGACAUAUUUUAUGAACUCAAAAUUUUAAUUACCUCAGAUAUUGCACCACUGUGUUUUUUUUUUCUCACCUGAGUAGAAAGCAAAACUUAAACCAUCCCAAAACGCUGGUAAAUACAACAUAUUAACAGCAGCACAUACUACAUGACCUCAAUACUGUUAAUAUUGUGUGUUAAACAUUAAAAAAAUCCAUCUAUGUUACUAUCCCAAUCCAUUUUUCCAUACAUAAACCAUUCAAAUACUUUUUAAUGACAUUCAUUAGUAUACCUAUUGUGUAUUAUUCUGAAUGAGCUGAUCUACUAGACUGUACCAGUAAAAAACAUUUCCAUUUUGAUUAAUCUUCUCUUUUCGGCUGUCAAAUUGAUGCAGCUCUGUUGUGAAGAAUCAUAGACUGGAAAUAUAUGUUUGUUUUAGUCAAAAGAGUGACCUGAUGUUUUUGACAGCACCUCUGUACUAUGUCUUAAGUACAUACUUAUGUAUUGUGUUAAGAUUCUUCCGCGAAGAGGGUUUUGUAAUUCGGGUAUUAAAGGUCACCUACUGUACAUGUGCAUGAUUCAAAUUGUUUAGUUUUUUUUUCAAAUGUAGUUUACAACCCCAAUUCCAAUGAAGUUGGGACGUUGUGUUAAACAUAAAUAAAAACAGAAUACAAUGAUUUGCAAAUCAUGAUCAACUUAUAUUUAAUUUAAUACACUACAAAGACACGAUAUUUAAUGUUCAAACUGAUAAACUUGAUUGUUUUUCGCAAAUAAUCAUUAACUUAGAAUUGUAUGGCUGCAACAUGUUCCAAAAAAGCUGGGACAGGGUCAUAUUUACCAUUGUGUUACAUCACCUUUUGUUUUAAGAACAUUCAAUAAACGUUUGGGAACUGAGGA